This is a messenger RNA of Penicillium brevicompactum, 1398 nucleotides long. RefSeq names its product RPAP1 family protein. Gene Ontology annotation, biological process: transcription by RNA polymerase II. The record is from RefSeq and is a predicted model, not a curated record. Gene Ontology annotation, cellular component: nucleus. The transcript has a single exon. Bases 1 to 1398 code for a protein of 465 amino acids. NCBI's taxonomy places the organism in Eukaryota, Fungi, Ascomycota, Eurotiomycetes, Eurotiales, Aspergillaceae.
AUGGCUUUUCGUGGAGAGCGCUUCGUCCUCAACUUGGAUGAUGACUCCGGAGCACCUGAAAUCCCCUCUCAGGCUCCGUUCUCUCUGAUCGGGGAGAUUCAAGAACGGCCUCCCUCCACCGCUAUUCCCCCCGCACCCAAAUUGCCAACAACCACCUCGACCGGGUUUCCAGCACCCCGCCAGCGCAAACCCUCCUCUUUCAAGCAGCGACGGGCAAAGCAGCCUGAACCAACCCCCUCGUUCACUCCACCCACAGCUCAAGAUGACAAGAAGUCAAUCGACGAGGAAAACCGUCGACACCUGGCAGCAAUGUCGGACACGCAGAUCCAACAGGAACGCGAAGAGUUGAUGGAACAAAUGGACCCAAGUCUCCUAGAACGCUUCCUCCGAAGAGCCAACAUCGACGAGGAUAAACAAGCCGAGGAGCCCACACCACCAGCUCCGGUCGCGCACGAAAAGUCCCCCAAGCCGAAGAAGUCGGUCUCGUUCGACGUCCCCGAGCCUGUGUCGGCAGCUCCCAAGUCUCCAACCCAAAGUGCACAAUCUCACUCCCUACCCAAAUCAUUACCGCCGCAUCCUGGCAAUGAAGACCGACCUUCGUCCACACUCCCCGCAGACCUCCACCCCGCUUCUCAACGCCCCUCCCUCGACCCAGCAACUCUAGAGACAUUCCACUUCCCCCAGCCAACCAAGCCCAGACCAGUGCUGGACCCAUCGUCACCUUCUUUCCUGUCAGAUCUGCAGUCACAUUACUUCCCCGAAAUAUCCCAAGACCCAUCCACCUUGUCUUGGCUCCAGCCCCUCUCCGCAGAUGAAGAAGACCCAGACUCAACCUCAGCCUACCACCCAGCCAGUAGCGCCAUCUCUCUAGCACCAUCAGCCAUCCGCUUCUCGCUGACAGGCACCAUCCUGGCACCUGAAACUUCCCUUUCUCUCCCAACAACCAUGGGUCUGCACCAUCACGGUGACGACCCCCAUGCUGCAGGAUAUACAAUUCCAGAGCUAGCUAUUCUUGCGCGUUCCACAUUCCCCGCGCAGCGAUGCAUUGCAUGGCAGGUGAUUGGCCGUAUCUUGUUCCGUCUCGGUCGGGCAGAGUUCGGAGAACGAGGUGGGCAGUUGUCCGAAGGACUGUGGUUUGUCAUCGAGAAGGAAGGUGUUGUUGCCGGUAUGCUUGCUGAAGCCGAUGGCAACGCUGGUCAAAGUGAAGGCCGUAACAAGAGCAGCUCAUCAAAGGACCAGAAGGAUUCUGAGGGUACUGAAAGCUCUAUGCCUGUUGCUUCGGGAGUCGGUCGCCAUGCCAGCGCCGCUGCUUGGGCCGUUGAGGGCGUCUGGCUGUGGCAGAAAGGCGGCGGCGGAGAUCGUGGUCUAAUGAAGGAGGGGCAACACAGAUCAACAUGA